GCUGGAGGUGCUGUCCGCUGAGCGGCUGAGGGGCUGAGGGGGAGCGGAGCGGAGCCGAGCGGCUUUCACACUGAAAAUGGUGGCCGGGGCGUGCGGGCGAAAGUUGGCGCGGCGCUCGAAAUCGGCGGCGAUCGUGGCGCUGAGCAUCCUCCUGGUGCAGACCCUGCUGGUGUGGAAUUUUAGCAGCUUGGACGGCGAGGGGGAGAGCGGCGGGGAGCAGAGAGGGAGACACAUCCGAGAGGUCCCCCGGAGAGGAGCUGCCUUCCCCGGACAAGCUUUGGAUGUGCUUCUUUCUCACAAGCCAAAGGAAAAAAAUCGGAUCGACAGUAAUAAUGAAAACUCUGUCCCGAAAGACUUUGAAAAUAUUGACAAUAGUAACUUUGGGCCAAGAAUGCAAAGGCAGAAGUUGCAGUCGGAAGUGAAAAGUAAAGCUCCAAUUGUGCAGAAAACCAAGAACGAACAGGUGGGCAAAGCCAAGGACCAUUCAUUGUUGGGGAAGAACACCAAUGAAGUCCUGAAGUAUGGGAACUAUAAGGUCAAAAAUGCCAGCAAUUUACCACCAAGCUACAAGACUGGUAGCUUGUACAAAGGUGGGGUGAUUGGAAAAGGUUCUCAAGAAAUCCAUGAUGAACAGACUCCCAGAUGUGAGAUAUCGGGCAAGGAAGCACUAUCAGCACUCACCAGGGCUAAAAGCAAGCAUUGCCGACAGGAGAUUGCUGAGCUGUAUUGCCUUCAUAAAGAUAGAAAGUUAAUGCCGGAAAAGGUACCUCGAUUGUGUCCAUUGGAGGGAAAAGCAGUAAAUAAUAUCCAGCCAGAGGAUGACUCCUUGGAAACUCUGCCUCCAAACCCUGUUAGAAUCGCCUUCGUUUUGGUUGUCCAUGGUAGAGCUUCACGACAGCUGCGGCGCAUGUUCAAGGCAAUUUAUCACAAAGAUCACUACUAUUAUAUACACGUGGACAAGCGAUCGAACUAUCUGCACCGGGAUGUGUUACAGUUUGCUAGCCAGUACCCAAACGUGCGAAUCACACCAUGGCGGAUGGCCACCAUCUGGGGUGGGGCAAGUCUGCUGACUAUGUACCUGCAGAGCAUGAGGGAUCUACUGGAGAUGAAAGACUGGUCCUGGGACUUCUUCAUCAAUCUAAGUGCUGCUGACUAUCCCAUAAGGACUAAUGAUCAACUGGUGGCUUUCUUGUCAAGAUACAGGAACAUGAACUUUCUGAAGUCGCAUGGCAGAGACAAUGCAAGGUUCAUAAGGAAACAGGGUUUAGACAGGAUUUUCUUUGAAUGUGACACACACAUGUGGCGCCUAGGAGACAGGAAAAUCCCGGAAGGCAUUACUGUAGACGGUGGUUCUGACUGGUUCCUCCUCAGUAGAAAAUUUGUGGAAUAUGUGAACUAUUCAGAAGACGAGCUGGUGACCCACAUGAAGCGGUUUUAUGCCUACACCCUGCUGCCAGCUGAGUCCUUCUUCCACACUGUCCUGGAGAAUAGUCACCUUUGUGAGACAAUGGUCGAUAACAACUUGCGCAUUACUAACUGGAAUCGGAAGCUAGGCUGUAAAUGCCAGUACAAACACAUUGUGGACUGGUGUGGCUGCUCCCCCAAUGACUUCAAACCACAGGAUUUCCAUCGCUUCCAGCAAACUGCAAGACCAACAUUUUUUGCUCGGAAGUUUGAAGCUGCGGUUAACCAAGAAAUCAUUGGUCAGCUGGACUUCUACCUGUUUGGGAACUACCCAGCUGGCACAACAGCCCUGAAAGCUUAUUGGGAAAAUGUAUACGAUGAGCCAGAUGGCAUCCACAGCAUCAGUGACACAUAUCUGACCAUGUAUCACUCAUUCACUCGCCUAGGCCUGAAGAGAGCAGAGACUUCCUGGCAUUCAAAAGAGGAGAAUAAGUGCAGAUAUUACGCGAUGGGUCACCCAGUCUCUGUUCAUCUCUACUUCUAUGCCGACCGGUUCCAAGGCUAUCUGCUGAAACACCAUGCAACAAAUCUGGCUACCAGCAAACUUGAAACAAUGGAGACUUGGGUGAUGCCAAGGAAAAUGUUUAAAAUUUCUAAUCCCGCCAGUGACUUUGCGCGGCUACAGUUUGCUGAGAUUGGCACAGAGUGGGAUGCUAAGGAGAGAAUUUUCCGGAACUAUGGAGGACUCAUUGGCCCCAUGAACGAGCCUAUUGGCAUGCAGAAGUGGGGCAAGGGCCCCAAUGCUACGGUCACUGUUGUUUGGAUCGAUCCAAUUAACGUCAUUGCAGCUACGUACGAUAUUCAAAUUGAGUCGGGUGCCGAGUUCACUCACUACAAACCUCCGCUGAACUUACCCCUGCGCCCAGGCCUGUGGACUAUUAAAGUUCUGCAUCACUGGGCACCUAUAGCUGAGACAAAGUUUUUGGUUACUCCUCUGACAUUCUCAAACAGGCAGCCAAUCAGAAAAGAGGAAACACUCAAGUUACACAGUGGUCCAUCAAAGAAUGCCUACAUGGAGCAGAGUUUCCAGGGUCUGAAUAAUGCCCUGAAUAUCCACACAACUCCAAGCCAAUUGGAACAGGCGAAGCAUAAUGCAGCACUCACAGGCUCACAGCUGGAGAACUGGGUGGAUCCCAUGGUGAACAGUUUAUGGUCAGCAGUGGAUAUUUGUGCCAGUGGCCCCACCUCUUGCCCGGUUAUGCAGACCUGCAGUCAAACAACCUGGAGUUCACAGAGUCCUGACCCCAAGUCAGAACUGGGUCCUGUCAAAGCGAAUGGGCGUUUGAGGUAGCACCUAAUGCACCCCUCAAAUUAUUGUAAAAACACGAAAUGCCUGAUAGUGGUUUCAAUCUCUGCAAUUGGGUCUCUCCGUUAGUUCUUAGCAACAGUUCCCAGAUGUCUUCAUAGAAUUGUGGCAAAGCUAGGGCAGUGCAUUUAAACUUGAAGACAGUGAUAUUAACAGAGGCAAACAGUGUUAGCUGUGCUGGCACUGUGAAAGAAACAGUCGUAUUAUCAUGUACUACAGAAAGUCUAGAAGGAAAAUUUAGCACUCUAUUUAUUUAAACAUUUUAGUCAGUGACUAAUGAGUAGAUGCUGCUUUUGCAGCUUGGUAUAUAUAUCCUAUUACUAAUCUGCCUUUAUUAACAAAGGCCUGUGCCCAGACUUCCUACCUUCUUUACCUUUACCUGACCUAAAAGCUGUAGAAGGUCUUAAAGCUUCUGUCAACCAGACUAUUUAAAUUGGAAUAUAAUAGUUGCACCUACUGUAAAAGAGACAGCCAGCUCUCCUAAAUGGGUUGUAACGCACUUUGUUGAAAUGGUGCUCUCAGCACUGACUACUCUAAGUACAUUACAGAUGAUUAGAGCAGCCAGGAACUUGAAAACGAUGUAGGUUAAAAUCAUUACAAUGUUAGCAACCCCAAAGCAAAUUAUUUAAGUUCAUUAAAGCUGAAAAUUUUUGGAAUCCAUCCAAUUUCUCAUGGCAGUAAUAUAGCAACUAUUUUUUAAAUUAUUUAGAUCAUACAUUCCUUUUUAAAUUUAAAGUUUUUUUUAAAGUUUGUAACAAAUUUUGCAAAAAAAUUAAUCACAUUGCACUUUCAAUGUAAAAGCUUCUUGAAUAUAGCACCAGAAAUGCGUCUUUAUAUUCAAAUCUUAAGGGUUACAUAUUCAAAGUGGCUAAAAAUGUGUUAUCUCUGAUUAAACAUUAUCUACUGUAGAUGAAUACAAAUCCAAAAGUUUUUACUUUUUUAUAUUUAUGUUAUUAUUAGGGUUUCUCAGAAGUGCUAUUUCUUGUCCCGUCCAUGCACAGUUUGCAUAAUCAUUGUUCUUUGAUGUGAGUCAUGGGCUGGGGUUGAAAAUUUUAUUGAAGGUCUUUUGAACAGUUAGUGAGAUGCACUUAUUUGAUCUCAGCAGGUAAAGCUACUGUUUGAUGGGCUUUUAUUGUAAUAGGCAAUCUGGUACCCUUGCUCAUUUACUUCACCACACUGGAACAAAUUAGGUUCCUGCAAAUAUUAGUCUGAAUAUCAGAUGAAGCUCACCCCAGUUUUAACUUGAACUAUAAUGGCCUGUCAGUAUUCCUGUUAAUAAUUUAUAUGUUUAAGUAAUUUUAAAUGUUAGAUGGAUUCAGAGUUACAUUUUAUCAGCGUCACCUUACCGAAACAUAGUUCCUACUUUGAUUUAAAUGCUUCUCAACGCUUUCUAUGUGAACUCACAGUGGCAAUGAUUGCUAAAACCCUUGGGUGGUAAAGAAUUUACAGUUGCUCUGAAUCACAGCACCCUCCUUGUUAAACAGCAACUUUGCAACAAGGGAAAAAUGAAGCAUUUCUGAAGUUUUAAUGGAAAAGGCUGGAAACACACAGCAGAUUAGUCAACAUGGGGGAGGGAGCAAUAGUUGGGCAUUACCAUGGUCAAGAUGCAGGGUGCCUUUUCAAACAUCUACCUACUCCCUUCCUGCAAGUCAAUUAACCUCCAGUGCAUUUCAAACGUUUUUUUGUUUUUAUUCCAGAUUUCCAUCUGCGGCAGUUUUUUUUUAAUGUAAUGGUUAUAUUUACUGAAAUGAAUACUUCAAACGAUAGGACUAGGAACAUCGGCUUCCUACACCAUUCCAGUGCAGCAGUUGAUUUAUAGCAGCAAGAUAAAGGCAAAAUACCGUGGAUGCUGGAAAUCUGAAACAAAAACAG
Messenger RNA from Carcharodon carcharias (great white shark), 4642 nucleotides. It is a transcript of the gene xylt1, whose product is annotated as xylosyltransferase I. Gene Ontology annotation, molecular function: protein xylosyltransferase activity. Gene Ontology annotation, cellular component: membrane. The record is from RefSeq and is a predicted model, not a curated record. The transcript is spliced from 11 exons. Bases 77 to 2755 code for a protein of 892 amino acids. Gene Ontology annotation, biological process: chondroitin sulfate proteoglycan biosynthetic process; heparan sulfate proteoglycan biosynthetic process. NCBI's taxonomy places the organism in Eukaryota, Metazoa, Chordata, Chondrichthyes, Lamniformes, Lamnidae.